Messenger RNA from Lolium perenne, 1701 nucleotides. The record is from RefSeq and is a predicted model, not a curated record. Lineage: Eukaryota; Viridiplantae; Streptophyta; Magnoliopsida; Poales; Poaceae.
AAGAUUGGCUCAACCCGGCAAGCCAUUCCGCCGGGUGUCGCCUUGGCGGUUCUCAAGAAGCCGUCCAUCAUACCGUCACCGGACUCGGAUUCAAUAUUCGUGCCGGCUGACCCGGGGGCUAACAAGCCAAACCCGCCGGCUAGCAUGCCGAACCCGGGGACUUCUCAGUCCAACCCGGGGGCUUCAUCGCCCAAGUCGGGGGCUAACAAGCCAAACCCGCCGGCUAGCAUGCCGAACCCGGGGACUUCUCAGUCCAACCCGGGGGCUUCAUCGCCAAACUCGGGGGCUAGCAAGCCGAACCCGCCGGCUAGCAAGCCGAACCCGGCGACCAUGCAGUCGAAUCCGGAAGCUCCCACGCAGGAGGCCCUGCUGGUCAGCGUAUUCGAGAUAAGAUGCGUACCUUCAUGGGCACAAGAAUUCCUCUCCUACCUCACCGACGGUGUGCUGCCUGAUGAUAGAGUCCAGGCCAGGCAGAUUGAGAGAAGGGCCAAGGCCUAUACCAUCAUCAACCACCAGUUGUACAAACGCAGCGUAAGUGGGGUGUUCCAGCGGUGCGUCGAGCCGGCUGAAGGGAUUGAACUCCUACGGGAAAUCCAUCAAGGAGAGUGCGGACAUCACGCCUCAUCCAGAGCCAUAGUGGCCAAAGCCUUCCGGCACGGUUUUUACUGGCCGACUGCGCUCAGAGACGCAGAAGAUUUGGUGAAGAAGUGCAACGGCUGUCAGCGCUUCGCAAAGCAAAGACACCAGCCGGCUUCCGCCUUGAAAACCAUCCCCAUCACAUGGCCAUUUGCCGUAUGGGGCUUGGAUAUGGUAGGCCCAUUCAGAACAGCGCGAGGCGGCAUGACACACCUCUUGGUGAUGAUUGACAAAUUCACCAAGUGGAUCGAAGCCAAGCCAAUCAAGAAACUGGACGGGUCCACAGCCGUCACAUUCCUCAAGGAAAUCAUUGUGAGAUUCGGCUACCCCCACACCAUCAUCACCGACAACGGCACCAACUUCUCCCAAGGCAUCUUCUCUCGCUAUUGCGGGGAAAUGGGGAUCCGGAUGGCCCUAUCUUCUGUGGCACACCCAGAGUCCAACGGACAAGUGGAAAAGGCUAACGGCUUAGUCCUAGCCGGCAUCCGGCCCCGGCUGGUGGAGCCGCCUCCCGAGGCUCCGCGCCCCUCCAAAAGAAAGAAGACUACUCCCUCCAGCCCCGCAGCCAAACGUGCCCGUGAAGUGCUUAGCACCACGGCUACCCGCAAGGCGGAGGCGGAGAAGAAGCGCCUCAAACUCAUCGAUACCAGCAACCGAGCCCAACCUGACAUGCUCCAUUUUUUCAAACUAUCCGGAAGCUCCGGAAGCCAGUCCCCCAAGGUCCCCAAGAAGAGAACGAAGCCAUCUCCAGCUUCCAUACCAGUCACACCGGAAGUUGAGGUUCCGCCCAAGGCCUCUUCUACCGCCAAGCCGGACCCUAAGGACGUCAUCAACCUUGAUGACCUCCCCGAAGGCCCAACUACCGAGACCGGCCACGGCGAAUCCGGCAAGAGCGCAUCCUCCUCUGCACCUCCGCCUGAGCAACCAACCGCCACCUCUGCUGAACCUUCGGCUGAGCAAGUUGAGAAAAAGUUACAGCUAAGUCGUGCCACCGGCACGCCCCAAACUCAUCCUCACCUCUUUCCGACUUUGCAAAAGGUCCCCCUCUCACAGCGCCAUGCGUAA